AUGCCAAAUUUUACUUCCAUUUUAAUUUUUGGUGAUUCCACAAUGGAUACAGGAAAUAAUAACUAUAUACUCACUUUAGUCAAAGCAAAUCACUUACCCUAUGGCAAAGAUUAUCCUAACAAUAUCCCAACAGGAAGAUUUUCAAAUGGAAAACUUGUUCCAGACAUGUUAGCUUUCUUACUAAAUCUCAAACAAAAUGGUGUUCCACCAUAUUUACAGCCAAAUUUAUCAACAAAUGAAUUAUGUACUGGAAUUAAUUUUGCAUCAGCUGGUUCAGGAUAUGAUGAAUUAACUAGUACUAUUACUAGUACAAUUCCAAUAAGUAAACAGUUAGAAUAUUUUGAGGAAUAUUUGGAGAAAAUUAAAGGGGUUGUAGGAGAGACAAAAGCUGAAAAAAUAGUGAAAGGUGCUUUGGUUAUUAUUAGUUGUGGAACUAAUGACUUAGUUUUUAAUUUCUAUGAUAUACCCACAAGAAGACUUCAGUUCAGUACUGUAAGUAAAUAUCAAGAUUUUUUGCUAGAAAAGCUGCAAAGUUUUGUCAAGGAACUUUAUGAUCUUGGAUGCCGUAUGAUUGUACUGAAUGGACUGCCUCCAAUUGGUUGUCUUCCAGUUCAAAUGACUACAAAAUCUCCACUUCUUAGAACUUGCAUAGAAAAUGAGAAUUCUGAUGCUCAACUUUACAAUCAAAAGCUUAAGGAAUUGUUACCUCAAUUGCAAGCACAACUCCCAGGAAGCACAAUAUUAUAUGCAGACACAUACAAUCCCCUAUUAGACCUUAUUAACAAUCCACAACAAUAUG
This is a messenger RNA of Nicotiana tabacum (common tobacco), 799 nucleotides long. NCBI's taxonomy places the organism in Eukaryota, Viridiplantae, Streptophyta, Magnoliopsida, Solanales, Solanaceae. The record is from RefSeq and is a predicted model, not a curated record.